AAAUAUAUGUUAGAGGUAUAUGAUAUAAACAUUUAAGGUAUUCGGCUUGUCAUUACUACGUCAUUGUCUACGUCAUUAUCGAAGUCAUCAUUGAGUAUAUAAGUCAGACAGUCGGUUUAGAAAUAGCAGUAUCUUCAGAACACGACGAACCUAACAGUGUAUAUUCUAUAUAUAAAGUAUGGACGGUUCUUCCUGCGUUAGAAAUCGGGACCGAUCGAGACCGAUUUUGCGCGUGAAACAAGGAGAAGUGCAAGGAAUCCUUGAAGAAAAUGUCUUUGGUUCGCACGAUUAUUACUCUUUCAAAGGCAUUCCUUUUGCUGCUCCACCAGUAGGCCCAUUGAGGUUUAAGGAUCCCGAACCUCCUGCGUCCUGGGAAGAUGUUCGAGACGCUUCCAAAUGUGGCGAAGUUAGUGCACAGUUGUACCCCCCAAUACCGCCAUUGCAACCGUCACUUGACAAAGUGGUUAUUGGCCAGGAAGACUGUCUUUAUCUUAAUAUUUAUGUACCGUACAAUAUUUAUACGAAAAAUGGAAAUCCUGUUAUGGUUUGGAUUCACGGUGGAGGCUAUAUUUUUGGUACUGGCAACGAUAGUCAGGACAAACCUGAUUACCUUAUGGCAAAAGAUGUCAUUUUAGUGACUAUAAGCUAUAGACUUGGUGCUUUGGGUUUCUUGAAUCUUGGUCACGAAGAAGCAAGCGGAAACCAAGGUUUGAAGGAUCAAGUUGCCGCAUUAAAAUGGAUCAAGGAAAAUAUCGAGGUUUUUAGCGGAGAUUCAAACAAUAUCACUGUUUUUGGCGUCAGUGCAGGUAGCAUUUGCACGCAUCUCUUAACAUUGUCAUCGUUAUCUAAAGAUCUCUUCCACAAAGCUAUUCUUCAGAGUGGUGUAAGUACAUGUGAUUGGGCGAUGAUGAACCUGCCAGGAGAUAACCCAACAGCCAAUUCUUUUAAGCUUGCGUCAAAACUUGGCAACGAUUCCACGGACCCUGCAACAGUUAUUAAAUUUCUUCGAGAAAAAGUUUCUGUCGAUGAAAUCAUUCAAAAGCAAUAUGAAGUUCUCAUUCCAGAGGAAGCAUUUACUCGUUUUGUCCCAUUUGGACCUACAAUUGACGAUAAAGCAAAAAAACCUUUUCUUCCACGUCCCGUCUCUGAGUUACUUGACAACGACAAUAAUAUACCAAUCAUAGUUGGUCAUACUUCUCACGAAUAUAUCUUUUUUUAUACAGGUUUAGCCGCCGCUCCAAAUGCUUUAAACACUUGGUAUGCGUCUCUACCACUACUCGUAAAAAAUUUUAAAAAAGCGCAAGGAGAAAUAACUGACUCUGAAACAAUAAAUAACUUGACAACAUGUGUUAAACGCCGAUAUUUUAAUAAUGUUACUAACUUUACUCAAAAGAGUAUCCCAUCUCUUAUACGAUUUCUGAGUGACGAGCAUUUUACACGUCCCAUUAAAGAUUUUGUGGAUAGACGAAGGAAAACAAAGCAAGCACCGACUUAUUUUUAUAACUUUUCUUACAUUGGCAAUCAGAUGACUCUGGCAAAGGCUAUGGGGAAUACAUUGACUGCACUCGGUGCUUCUCAUACUGAUGAUUUGGCAUACCUUUUUUACGAGCCGAUUUGUAAAAACAAUGAUCCUAACGGCAAGGAUCCGCCGGCAAUAGGUACAAACGAUCGAAAAAUAUUAGAAAUUCUUACGAGAAUGUGGACCAAUUUUGCAAAGACGGGAGAUCCUACAUCAGUGUUAGAUAAGUAUGUAACUACUACUUGGCGACCAGCAACAGCAAAUAACUUUCAUCGCUUGAACAUUGGCGAUGUUACUGUCCAACUUGCACACAUUUCGAACUGUGAAAGAGUAGAAGAGUGGGAGAUAUGAAAAUUUUGCAAACGCUGGUAUAUUGAUUAGUGUGAAACUUUCAAAACAAGUUUUUAAAAUAUGUAUUAUGCUGUACUUAAUUAACGUUUAAUUUA
Molecule: messenger RNA, 1965 nt
Organism: Wasmannia auropunctata (little fire ant)
Lineage: Eukaryota; Metazoa; Arthropoda; Insecta; Hymenoptera; Formicidae
Product: esterase E4-like
Exons: 8
Coding region: 179-1870 (563 amino acids)
Source: RefSeq, a predicted model, not a curated record